Annulohypoxylon maeteangense is the source of this 327-nucleotide messenger RNA. RefSeq lists its product as uncharacterized. The transcript has a single exon. Bases 1 to 327 code for a protein of 108 amino acids. The record is from RefSeq and is a predicted model, not a curated record. Lineage: Eukaryota; Fungi; Ascomycota; Sordariomycetes; Xylariales; Hypoxylaceae.
AUGUCCGGCAAAGACGACCUCCCCCCAGCAUACGGCCCACCGCCACAAGCCCCGCAAGCCACCUACCCAGGCGGCUACCCGCCACCGCAGCAGCAGCAGCCCGGGUACGGAGCGCCCCAGGGCAUGGGGUACUACCCGCAGAACGCGCCUCCGCCGCAAGGCCAGUACCAGGGGGGCUACUACCCGCCGCCGCAGGGCUACCAGCCGGGGUACCAGCCGCAGGGCCAGUACCAGAACCAGCAGCAGCAGUCCUCGGGAAGCGAUAGCUGUUUAGGCAUGUUGUUCGGUGCGCUGGCGUGUUGUUGUUGUCUGGAAUGUCUGUUUUAA